UAGCUGGUAGUGUUUCGCGACGCUUCAGUCCGUUGGAGCGCAAAUAAUACCGUUAACGCCCAUUAUAAAGGAUACGCGCGCCGGCGACAAAAUCAACAAUUCUAUCAUUGGAUAUGUGUGUGUAUAUAAUAUAAAAGAUUGAAUUCAGUGAUCUAUUGCCAGUGACUGUCCAAUGUGAUAAGGACCUUUUUAAUAUGUAGUGAAAUCGAAGUCUUCGAAAAAACAAUUUAUAUUAUUAACAGUUUGUAAUUAAGAAAAUAUCAAGAGAACAAGGCAUGAAGGUAGCAUUAGCAUUAUUGUGCCUUUGUAGCACAGUGUGGGCUAGUACGAAACCAAUUGCGAUUCCAGAUUGUAUACUCGCUGCAUCGGACGGUUAUGCUUAUCCACCACCAAAAGUCCAGCUUUCAGUGACUCCUGCCAGAGCUAAAUAUAAAUUAUCAAGUCAAUCAGAUGGCGGAUAUCUAAAUGUUGAUACGGUAAAAUCUUCCGAAUCAUAUUACGAGAGUGGAGCUGGUGAAAAACUGCUACAAAUAUCCACAAAUGCAGCAAUAAAAGAGGGAGGUAUUACAUAUGCAGACCAACCGCUCAAAACGCCGGGUAUUUUACAACCCGAAAUUGCUAUUUCAAAAACCGUUCUUCUACCGCCCAAGGUGGAAACGAUCUCUAAUGCUUAUUUACCGCCAGCCGCUAAUGUCGUGCCAAAACUUGCACUUACUUCACCGGGACUAUCAAAAUCUUAUCCCCCAUUACCCAAUAUACAAUUACAAAGUUUGUCUACGCCAACUAUUUCAAAGAGUGCUGCAUAUGAGUCAUCUGGUUAUUCUUACUAUCAGUCCAGCCCAACAAUUUCGAAAACCACUGCGUAUGUUAAUCCACUACAGGUUGGGCCUAUAAGAUCAUAUGCACCUACAAUAUCCUAUAGCGCUCCAUACACACAAAAGUUAGGAAAUGCGUUAGCCUCGAUAUCAUUAACGAAUUUGGAAGGUAACUUGUUGGCCGAAAAAACAUCCACUCCACUUGGCUCCUACUCGUACGCGCCGAAGCUUGCAAGCACAUAUAUUUCAACCGCACCGUCUUCAGCAGGAUAUCAAUCCCAAUAUCUAACGUCUUCCCAAGAUUUAUCGAAAUAUAGCACAAGUGGUGGGAUUUCUCACCAAUAUGUUUCGAAACCUAUUCAACAAAUUAGCGUCGGCCUUCCGGCUCUACCCAAAAUCUCUACAGUUGUAGCACCAGCAGUAUCUAAAGUGCAAUCUUAUGUCGCACCAGCAGUUCUCUCUAGCGCCGGUGUCUCAAAGUACGGAACAAGUGGUGCCUAUUCGCAUCAACAGAUCUCACAGCCAGUGCAAUCUACAUCCUAUGUAUCAGGAAUAGGAGCAGCAGCCAUUGCACAAUAUCCCACCGCUGGUGCUUCUCUAAGCCUUGGCAGUAGUGCUGUUUCACAACCUCUACAAUCUGUCGGUUAUAUUAGUCCUGGUGUACAAAAGGUGGCCACUAUAGCAACACCAUUAGUAGCGCCAGCAGUAACUCCGAUAGGUUACGCAACCCCAUCCAUUUCAUCCAUUCAUUCAGGAUCUCAAUCUGUAAAGUAUGCAAGUGGUGGCGCAGUUUCACACCAAUAUGUUUCAAAACCGUUACAAACAGUAAGCUACCAGGCCGCACCUAUAGCCAAAGUGCCGACUGUUGCUAUUCCAGCUCUAUCAAAAGUCGAAGCUUACGCUGCACCCACAGUAACUCAAUAUUCUUCUGGAAUUGGAAUUUCUAAACUUGGCGGUUAUGGAGCCUCUACUAUUACACAAUAUACUUCAGGUCAUGGAAUUUCUAGCGGUGCAAUUUCCCAUCAGCAAGUUUCUAAACCUCUACAGCCACUUACUUACUCAGCUCCGGCGAUCUCAAAAGUUGCCGUGGUGGCACCAGUCGUUACACCGGCAGUUACACAAUACUCAACAGGCUCCGGUUUAUCAUCUAUACAUUCAGGAUCACAAUCUGUAAAAUAUUCCGGUGGUGGCGCAGUUUCGCAUCAGUAUGUCUCGAAACCAGUACAGACUGUGAGCUAUGCUGCUGCACCAAUUGCUAAAAUCCCAACUGCUAGCAUUCCGGUUCUAAGUAAAGUUGAAACUUAUGCCUCGCCCUCUAUUACUCAGUAUACGUCUGGCUUGGGAGUUUCAAAAUAUGGCAGCAUUGCAGCACCCACCAUUUCUCAGAUUUCUUCAGGUCACGGACUUUCCAGUGGCGCCAUCUCUCAUCAACAAGUCAUUAGACCGGUGCAAACAGUAACUUACACCGCACCUGCAGCACCCAAAGUUGCUGUCAUUAAACCAAUUUUACAACCAGCACUAACUUCUAUUCCUACGGGUGUUCAAUCUGUCAAGUAUGAAAACAGUGGUGCGGUUUCGCACCAAUACGUUUCGAAGCCAUUAAAUACUGUAAAUUACGUCGCAAGGCAAGUAGCUAAAGUGGCACCGGUAGCGGUUCCGGCUAUUGCCGUCCCCUCUCUCACCCAAUAUUCAUCUAGUCAAGGCUUAUCGAAAUCUAUAAACUAUGCAACUCCAGCUGUAACAUCUAUUAGUGGCGGCAGUUAUGCUUCUUACGGUUCGUCCGGUGCUAUAUCGCACCAGCAAGUUUCCAAGCCUGUACAAUCAGUUACUUAUUCAGCUCCUUCAAUAACUAAGAUCUCUGCAGCGGCACCAGUUGUAGCACCUGUCUUAACACAAUAUGCUUCGGGCUCUGGAUUAACUUCAUUACAUACAGGUUCACAAUCGGUCAAAUACGAAAGUGGUGGCGCUGUUUCACAUCAAUAUGUAUCCAAACCAGUGCAAACAGUGAGCUAUGCACCUGCUCCAAUUGCAAAAGUACCGACGCUUGCCGUUCCAGCAAUAGCUAAAGUGGCCACUUAUGCGACUCCUGCAGUAACACAAUAUUCAUCAGGCCAUGGCAUAUCAAGCGGCGCUAUUUCACAUCAGUAUGUUUCGAAACCCAUUCAACCAUUAACCUAUUCAGCUCCUGCUAUUGCAAAGGUUGCUACAGGGAUAUCAUCUGUAACUCCUAUUGUGGCCCAAUACCCAUCGGGCUCUGGUCUAACAUCGAUAAGUUCCGGCUUGCAAUCCAUCAAAUAUGGAAGCAGUGGAUCAAUUUCGCAGCAUGGUACCUAUGCCUCUGUCCCAGCCAUUCCAUCCAUUUCCUCAGGAGGAGCUAUAUCACAGCAGCAUGUAUCGACGCCUUUAACAUAUUCAGUUCCAUCGCUGACUAAAGUUGCUGCCGUGGCGCCUGUUGUAGCGCCUACUCUCACCCAAUACACUUCCGGGUCGGGCUUAACGUCUUUACAGUCAGGAUCACAGUCAGUGAAAUAUGCAAGUGGUGGUGCUGUAUCACAUCAGUACGUAUCCAAGCCAAUACAAACUGUGAGUUAUGCGUCAGCACCUGUAGCAAAAAUAGCGACAGUUGCUGCUCCUGCCAUUGCUAUACCUGCCGUUGCAAAAGUGGGAGUCUACGCCGCACCUGCUACUACGCAAUAUUCUUCAGGUCUCGGAAUCUCUAGUGGAGCUAUUUCUCAUCAACAUGUUUCUAAGCCCCUACAACCGCUGACAUAUGCAAGCCCAGCAAUAACUAAUGUUGCCGCCGUGGCACCUAUUGUAAGCCCAGCACUCACCCAAUACUCUUCGGGGUCAGGCUUAACGUCUGUACAUACGGGAUUACAGUCAGUGAAAUACGCAAGUGGAGGUGCAGUUUCACAUCAGUAUGUAUCCCAGCCUGUGAAAACUGUAGGUUAUGCGUCAGCACCUGUGGCGAAAGUAGCGGCAGUCGCUGCUCCCGCCAUUGCUAUACCUGCCGUAGGAAAGGUUGGAGUCUACAGCGCACCUGCUAUCACGCAAUAUUCAUCCGGUCUCGGUAUAACAAGCGGAGCAGCGGAGCCCUUGACUUAUGCGUCCCCAGCAAUAACUAAAGUCGCCGCCGCAGCGCCUUUAGUAACGCCUGCUCUUACCCAAUAUUCUUCAGGCUUAGGUGCACAGUCCGUCAAAUAUGCAAGUGGUGGCGCAGUUUCUCACCAGUACGUAUCGAAACCUGUCGUAAGUUAUGGAUCAGCACCUGUGGCAAAAGUAGCAGCAGUUGCUGUUCCCUCCGUUGCAAAGGUAGGCGUUUACGCUUCACCUGCAAUUACCCAAUAUUCUUCUGGAUUAGGAGUUUCACAAGCCGGCUACAGCUACGGCACGGCUCCGGCAGCUGCAACCAUACAACUUGCCAGUCCGUCUAUUAAAUCGAUACAGUCGGGUUCACAAUCUCUAAGCUACGCUAGUGGAGGCGCUAUUUCACACCAACAAGUUUCAAAGCCGGCACAAUCUCUGCUGUUCGCCACACAAGCUGCAACAUUGACAACCCCAGCUAAAGGUUAUCUCGCGCCUGCACUUGGUAUAACAAAAACGUCAGCAUAUCCAGCUCCAGGCCUAACCUCUAUCCAAUCAAGUACUGGCUUUGCAAAAUAUGGCUCCAGCGGCUCAUUUUCACAACAAUACGUCUCCAGACAACCCAUACUACAAUCGGGGUCCAGCGUCACGAUAAGCAACGUUAACGCAUACACAGCACCCGCCGCCGCGACAGUGGUAACUAGUCCUGCGAUAGCUAAAGUAGCAACUUAUGCCGCACCUGCCUUAACAUCAACGGUCCAUACAAGUACUGGCUUAGGUGGAUUAUCCACGAGUGGUGCGAUAUCCACUCAAUACUCCGGUAUAUCUUCCAAAACAGGUAUAGCUGGACUAACCCUAACUUCACCGGGCAGUUUAGGUUUGGGUAAAUAUUUAUCCAAUGGCGCGAUCCUACAACAGCAGCAAAUUCCAAUCGCAACCAGUUUGGCACAACCGCUUUCUGGCAAAUCUAGCUACAGUUAUUCCGCUUCAACACCGCUUAGCUCAAUUGGCUAUUCCCCCGCUCCCAUUGCGCAUGGUUCAUACUAUGGAGCGAUCGCUUUAGGACACAGCGGUCUAUCACCAAUUUUGAAACUAGAUGGUUCGGGACAAAGUGCUUUGCAUGGACUCGGGGGUAAUUUAGGUAUUUCAACAUUGAAAUUAGGAACCCAACCAGCCUUGCCACUUUUAAAGAGUCAAGGAGAAAUACUUAGUGGCUAUUCACAUGGAAUUGGCGGCAUUGGACCGUUGGGCGGUGGACUCUACAGAUAUGCGCCAUCAGUAUCGCCCCUACUGACACAGAGUGCCAGUCCCACAGCGUACCUAAAAGCCCAACCGGCACUUAAAAUACAACCAGCUGUUAUUAAAACGAUUCCAGAAAAGCACUACGAACAUUAUAGUGAUCAUGCAAGAUACGCCUUCGAGUAUGGUGUCAACGAUCCUUAUACCGGCGAUAUCAAACAUCAAAAGGAAGAGCGUGACGGUGAUGUUGUAAAAGGUGAAUACUCUCUGGUGGAACCCGAUGGCAAUGUGCGUACAGUCAAAUACUAUGCUGAUUGGGAGACUGGAUUCCAUGCUGAAGUCAUUAAUAGUCGAGAUUCCGGAAAAUUAGUCACAAAACGGAGUUCACCGAAAUCGUGAAUAAUUGUUAAGAUAAAUGAAUGAAAUUUAGUUAAAUACACUCAUCAUCAUUUUGUAUCAUCUUUUACGUAUUUGUAGUUAGUUUAAAGGAAAUAUGAAAGGACUUUACAACGCAUAGCAUUUACAUAUUCAUUACAUAUGUACAUAUGUAUAUAAAACCAGAUAUUUAUCGUCAUUUUAUACUUUUCCCUUUAGUCGUGUUAUGUAAUCCGAAAACCCCAAACAAGUUUGGUCCAAGACCUUAUGACAUAACUUGCCACCAUUUUUGUUUUGUUUGUUAAAAAAAAGUGAAAAUCGAAAGCGCCUUUCAUUAAAGUGUUUCUAUUUUAGUUAUGCACAUAUCUUUGUAUGUAUGAAUAGCGUGGCAUUAUCCCAGCAGUUAGAGAUAUACUCUAUAUUACAUAUGCAUGUAAAUAUUUUUAAAAUAAUUAUCUUUCAUACGAUAUUGACGAAUCGCGACUUUUCACAAAUAAAUCAAGACCCUCCAUUUUUCAGCUGAUAAAGAUCGUUGUAAAUAAUAAAAUAAAUACGUAUAAGUUAGAA
This is a messenger RNA of Bactrocera dorsalis (oriental fruit fly), 6080 nucleotides long. RefSeq names its product mucin-17 (gene Cpr76Bd). NCBI's taxonomy places the organism in Eukaryota, Metazoa, Arthropoda, Insecta, Diptera, Tephritidae. The transcript has 4 exons. The record is from RefSeq and is a predicted model, not a curated record. The coding region runs from base 276 to 5537 and encodes 1753 amino acids.